UUGUUUUUUUUUUUCCGAUAAUGACAGGAAUAAUUGUUGUUGUUAUUUGUGACAUUGAUCUCAAGCAUAUUUUCCAUGCAUGUUUCCCUGGUUUUCUCUCAUAUCCGAUUUUCUGCAGAGGUUGAUGAGGUUUUUUUAUGUUUCUAUGAAAAUUGUAUACCGCUCUAGAAACAGAAAGCGCUCGCGCUAUCAAUUUGUCGCACGCACGAAUUCACUCGUCCAAUACAGCGAAAACCCGAAAUACCCUAUCAGUCUUAUCAGAACAAAUAUAACAAUAGUCUUGUGAACUACGUCAGUACUUAAAACUUAUAAAACCUCAAUAGCUUGCCAAAGUUAUAAAUAACCACCUUUUCUGCUGGACUGACGGUCAGACUUAAGACACACUCACUAAAAUAAUUUCUUAAUAUUAUGGGCUGUUUUUAUGACUCAGCCGUGCGGAGAGUACUCUUCAUAAACGCAAACCGCACAUGAGCGCGUAAAUUCUAAUGAAUAUGAAGUGUUUAUUCGAAUUGAAGGAGUAGAUUAAAAUUAGUAUCUUGAGUGAAGGCUUCAAUGUGUAUCCGACCUUAGGGUACAUCCUGCCCUCAUUGUGAUUAAUGACUCGAUAUUGAAAUUUCGAAGAAAUUCAAGACACGCAUAAAUACUAAGUCAUAAAUACUCAGAGCAGUGGCGGAAGCAUUCCAAUCGCUCCAUAUUCUUCCUAAGAAACCGUCCAAAAAUGUGGUGGUUUUGGCUCUUAGGAUGGCUUCUUACCAUGGUGACUGUAAUUGGAAACGGAGUCGUGAUUUGCUUGAUCAUCUGUAUUCGUCGUUUACACAAUGCAGCUAACUGGUCAGUGCUUUCCCUUGCCUUCGCGGACUUGUUCGUAGGACUCACUUUUUUUCCUUUACUUCUCGCCAUGAAGAUCGAUAGCCUGAACGAUCCUGAACACGAAAACUUGGGUCCGUUUUUCUUGGUAUCCAGGACAUUCCUUUAUUUCUCGGCUACAAAUCUGUUCGUGAUGAUUGUGGACCGAUACAUCGCCAUUGUUCAUCCACUGAGGUAUCUGUCGAUAUUGUCACCAAAGGUGAUCAAAAUUUCUAUCACAGUGGCGUGGAUUUUACCAUUGGCAUUAUUUACUUUGCCUCGAGGCCUGUACGUCCGAAAUAAAUAUCUACUUGUUUUAAGAGUUUGUACCUUUCAAGUCGUUCCAGCAAUUGUAUUUGUAUUUGUUGCUUGUCGAAUAUUGUGUAUCUUACGCAAGAUUUCGGAAAGGAGAUCAAAGAUUUUUGCCCAACUUCGUUUUAAUCACGCGCCGAAAUACCCCUCUACCGUGCUGAGAUCGAGCAAAGAGAGCAAAGCUGCUGCCAAAAUGACAAUGGCGAUCGGGUUUCUUUUUAUUAUCUUAUACGUCGUUGAGAACUACAAGUGUUUCUGCUUUGUGUUCGAGUUAUGUGAAACCACAGCAUCACUUGAUCUAGCUAUUGAUUUGCUAUUUUUGAUUAAUUCUGCCUCCAACCCAAUAGUGUACGCUUUUCUGAAGAGAGAUAUAAGAACUGCUAUUCAGAGUUUUUUGGCGCGUAGGAAAGUACACGUUCAAAACAUUUCAACUGGAACAGAAAGGACUUCAAGCAUGCCCAGCUAAGGCAGAGAAAGAAGAGCUGAGUAGAAUCUCUGAAAAAGAACUUUUACUAACUGAAAAAAUACGCCGUCUUGUCUGCAAUCUGUUGGCGACUUCUAAAGGAAUCUUAAAGACGAACGCUGUAACACCCAAGAUCCGAUUUGUAGCUUUCUCUUCAGUUCAUUCUCAUUGCUUUGUAAAUUGCUAAACUAAUCAGAAUUCUGGUCACUGCGUGUUUAAUGGAUGAUGUAUUCAUUUAUGCCUAAAGUCAAAUCUUAAUAGCCUCUGGAAGUUCAAAGGUUAGAACUUGGUCAUUACGGUUCACUGGAAGAAGAACAGUUUCAAGAUGGAUAUGUGAAAAAUAAAUAAAUUAAUUAAUUAAUGGACAGAUGUACAAGUAAAUGAACAAACAAAAAAUUUUAAGAAAGUAAAAACAAUUGUUUCAGAAUCCCU
Messenger RNA from Stylophora pistillata, 2053 nucleotides. RefSeq names its product histamine H2 receptor. NCBI's taxonomy places the organism in Eukaryota, Metazoa, Cnidaria, Anthozoa, Scleractinia, Pocilloporidae. Gene Ontology annotation, cellular component: membrane. The record is from RefSeq and is a predicted model, not a curated record. Gene Ontology annotation, molecular function: G protein-coupled receptor activity. Gene Ontology annotation, biological process: G protein-coupled receptor signaling pathway.